AGGACGGCGCGCCAGGCAAAGAAAGCAAGAAGAAGACGCAGAGCAGAGGAAACGAAAGCAACCGUUUGUGUGCGACUAUUGGCAGCACAGUAUCACAUCACAUCACCCCUCCUCUCUCUCCAGCAAAGCCUGGCACAUGGUGAUUCAGAGCGGCUGCUCGGGACACGGCACACGAUUGCGCCGUAGCCGCAAGUGACAGGAGCCAGCAGAAACAGUAGCAGUAGCAGUAGACGACCAGCAAUCAUGAGCGGUGCUCCAUCUUCGUCCAUGUUUUUUGGUGUGAUGAACAGCACCACCAGCACCAUGUUCAAUGUCUCGACGAACGUCUCCACGACAGCCAACUCGACGGUGACUGGCGAGCAGCUGCCGGAGGAUCUGCCGUUCACCAUCCUGCUGUCUGCGGCGUGCGUGAUCUGGGUGCUGUUCCUCACCUUCUACGUGUCGCGGUGCAUUGGCUUUGUUCUCACCAAGCUGCUGCAGUGGCAGCUGCGCCUCAAGGACUCCAACAUGUUCCUCAACAUCGGCAGCGUGUACAUCUCUCCCAUUGCCGGUCGCAUCGUGUUUCGAGACAUUCGCUUCGUCACCACCUCUUUUGCUAUUACCAUCGUGGACGGUUACUUCCGCAUCAGUUACUGGUCUGCUGUUGAUCGAGAUGAGCCUGGCAUAGCCAAAUCAUCGCGCAUGAUCCUGCAACUCAACGGCCUCUCAUAUCACGUCUACAAUCACGACGCGAAAUACGCCGAACUCCGCAAAAUCCUGGAUGGAGUGUUACGAACGCACCUCGGCAUCAGCAGCAGCGAAAUCCACCAUCCACGCGCACACUCAAGCGAAUCUGUCGCUUCGCAUUCGGAUUCUGUGCCCGUUGAGCACACGUAUGUCGCCGACAGACACCGAGAUAAGGCGACACCACCACAACAGCAGCAACACGCACAGCCACGGCAGCAACACGCACAGCCACAGCAACAACAGCAACAGCAUACACAACAACAACAACAGCGGCGUACGCUGGGCCCGCCACCACAGCCACCGCCACGCUCACACUCUCCAUCCCCGAAAUCCCAGCGUUCACAGCAGCAACAACACCAACAACAACAGCAACAGCAGAGCCCGCCUGUGCUGGCGUCGCCCAUAUCAUCGAUGGGAUCAUUACAGCAACAGCUGCCGCCACCACCGCCACCACCGCCACCACGCAGUGGUAUCAUGGGUUCCCGGCCAGCAACUGCGCCAGCCACACCCACCGCGCCACACUCACUGUCACCACCGGCAGUGCCGUACAUGCGCGCUGACAAUACCGGGGGUGCUGGUGUUGUUGGCGGUGGAGAUAGCGGUGAUGACGACCCUUCCCAAGCACACGACCAGCAGCAGGAACAACAACAUGUUCGAUCGCCACCACCACCGCGCGAUUUUGAUGAUGGCGAGUGGAACAGCAGCAUGGAUGCGAGCGUGAGCCAGGCGGGCACGGGCGGGCAUGACGCAACGCGGGGGCGUGGGCAUGACGCAACCGUUGCACCUGAUGAGGCAGCACGCCGCACGACGUUUGGCUGGCUGCACGUGCUCUUCCCCACCAUCAAGGUGCGGGUGGUCUCUGGUCGCUACAUUGUUGGCAACGACCACCUCCCGAGCGUGCUUGCCGUCACGUUUCCGCGUGCAAGGUUCACGUACGGUCUCGUGAGCGGGAACAGGCACGAUCUCGCCACAUACGCCGUCAAGGGCGUCAUUCGUCACAUCAAGGUGCGGCUGGAGCCCAACAAGCACUACAAUCUGUCGUUAUCCCCGCACGGCUACCCCAUCUACGAACCCAUCCCACUCAACCCAGUGCAGCCCACACGCCAGGCAGCGCGAAAGCGGCGUAAGGCACUUGCGUCCCCUUCCAACCUACGCGCGAAGAAGGUUGACGUGAGCUACACGUGCGCCAUCCCAGGCCUCUUCGGCUCCGUGUGCAAUUUGCAACACGUUGCACCGCCCGUGUUUGAUUUGCAAGUGGACGUCGAUUCCGCCGUGGACAUUGUGUACGCGGCGAACAUGAACCAGCAGCGCGCAAUUCUUCAGGAAUUCUUCUUUCCAUGGGAUUUUUGUGACCGCGCUCCCACGCCCGCACCAGACCCGGUGCAGCCCCGCCCCUUUGAGGCGUUUACACUUCGCGUCAAUUUCAAGUCGGCUGUUCGUGCGCACGUGCCCUUCUACACCCUCAACGCCAUUGGGCAGCAACUCGACACCCUCGCGCCCGACUUUGUGUAUGUGCAGGCCUGCGAUGGCCAGCUGGACGCAACGGUCCCCUUUCUCAUUGGCGACGGCGGUUACCAGCUCGACUGGAAACUCACCCUCAACGGCUCACAGGACACGGCCGUGUUUGCCAACACCUCGUAUCCGUUUUACGAACCACUCGUCGAGUCUUGUGGCAGCGUGCAAGUUGAGUGCCUGACGUGUGUGCCGUUGCGGUGGUUUGGCGAGGGCACGUGCACAUACACCGUCAAUCUCGAAGCGCCCAUCGUGCACUACAUCAAACUCCACAACCAGUUCUUCAAGGGCCUCGUUGCCGGUCUCGCGGGAACGCCCCUUCCGGAUGCAGAGUCCUCCCAUCUGCCAUACGUGUACAACAUCGUUGGCAAUCUGAAGGACUUUCACGUUCUCUGGAUGGUCAACAAAUACAACAUUCUGAACGAUGUGCUGUUGUAUCCCGGUCGCGUGGAUGGGCUGCCCCACGACCGACCGCGUGCAAAUGCGUUCCUGAACAUGCAUGGGGGUAGUGGGGCCGUCGAGUUUUCGCUCGACUUUCGCAAGUUCAAAGUGGACGUGACAAAGGUCAUCUACAAGAUCACCAGCGAAUGCCUCAAGACGCAAGUCAUCUUUCCACAGUCCAACACCAUCCAAGCGAGCGCGGCAAAGGUUGCGCGCAAGAGCAUGUGGCAGCUGCACAACCUGUCCCUCCAGAUCGGAACGUACUUCCACACCGUGUCUGAUGUCUCGUUGCUGGACACAACUGUCAUGGACAAAACGUUUGUGGACGUUAAGGCCGAUGAGUUGCGCGGGCUGCUCACAGGAUAUUUCAUCCCCAGGUGGCUGAGUUGGUUCAGCAACUACUUUGGGCGCACCAUGUACGUGACGACGUACAACACGGACACGUCGACGGGCUGCGUGCGUUACAUGCAGCACAUCCCCCAGAUGCAAGAGCAAUACGAUGCCGCACGUGCCAAGGCCGGAUUUGAGUUCCUGUUGACCGUGGAUGUGAAACGCAUUGCGUUUACGCUGCCCAGCCUGUUGUAUGAUGUUGCGUCAGACGACAUGGUGCUGUGCGCGCGUGACGUGCACGUCGGCCUGCACACACAACCCACGCGCAUGCAGCUCGAAGCGCAGCUGAAAGAGGUGGGCGUGGUUGCCGCAUCACAUGCAGACACGUUCUUCAACUCACCAGCCUCAUUCACAACCGCACAAGUGUCCACCGCCAACAACAACGACACCACCGCCAACAACAACGACGCCACUGGCACCAUCACCAGCAACAACGCGACCAGCAUCACCAGCAACAACGACACCAACAACAGCAGCAGUCGGGCUCCAGACGCGCCGUGCAGCGGUGACAAUGCCAUUGGGUGGCUGCGUAUCCCAAUCGUGAACAUGGAGGCAUAUUGGCUGCUUUCACGUGCAGUUGAGGGUGCACCCACCACCACCUACUGUUGGAACUUGGAGACGCGCGUGUCGCCUGCUGUGGGGUCGCUCGCAACGGAACAUAUACAGCGGCUGUCGUCGUUUGCGCGCGUGUUUGCGUUUCACCUUCGUGACCUUGACAACAUCCUCCCCGUGCCUUCGCAUCUCAAGAUCAGCAUCAAGCAGCCUGUUCUCUCGGCCGUGGCACACUCCACCAGCCACCAGUCUGGGGCUUCGGCUGUUGUUGGCGAUGGUGGUGGUGAUGAUCCUGGUGCUGAUGGUGGUGGUGGUGGCUUGCGAAGGCAGCAGCCGCUGCCAGCGCGAGAGAGCGAAGGCGGUGAGGGCGCUCAAGGUCAGCGUCAUGCCGAACGCUUGAGCAUGCAGGCAACGCAAGGCGACGUUGACAAGUACCUGACGAGCAGUGCCGCUGCUACACGGGGUGGUGGUGAAGGCCGUGAUGAUGACGAUGGACUUGGUGACAGUGGCAAUGAUGACGAUGACGAUGAUGGUGAUGAGGAUGAUGAUGGUGGUGGUGAAGGCCGUGUUGGUGAAGAAAUGGAAGACCAAUCAAGUAGUCGUGCUGCACAGGCUGGUUCUCGCCACCACAACGCGUCUGCCCCCGUCUCUGUUGAAGUGCACGAUGAUGAUGAUGAUGAUGAUGAUGAUGAUGAUGAUGAUGAUGAUGAUGAUGAUGAUGAUGAUGAUGAUGAUGAUGAUGAUGAUGAUGAUGAUGAUGAUGAUGAUGAUGAUGAUGAUGACGAUGACGAUGACGAUGGUGAUGAAAAUGUGCAGCGUUCACGCCCAGCCACUGCGCAGUCAACAGCGUCUGCAUCUGUACGCUCCAAAUCCAUCCCGCCCCGCAUCGUCACAGUUGAAACAGAAGACAAUCAGAAACCGUCACACCCACAAACCAUGUCACCACAUGUCCCUCAAGCAGCUUCAAGCACACCCGCACAGCAACAACAACAACAGCAGCAACAACAACAACAGCAAGCAUCCAGCAGUCGCCCAACAUCGCCUCUUCGACUCCGCCCCCUCCAACGUCGUCGCUCCAUGUCCUCAGACCAGAUCAACACCAUCACCAGCAGCGCCACCGGUGCACCUGUCGCAUCGGAGCCCGGGCGCUGGCUGUCAUCGUCACUGCUCGCCAACGCGUCCAUCCCAGACAUCACAGCCCUCUUCAAGCGCAUGGGGCGUGGUUGGGGCAGCCGAUCGCCAGAACCGGACGCAGCGUCCACCGCCGCCACGACCACAGCUGCUGCUGGCACUGCUGGUGACACGACGUCAACUUCGCCAGGGCGACCACGCGCCAACACGCUGGACGUGCCACGCCCAAAGCGGAAACUGUUUCUGUUCUCGCCUUCGUCGUCGCCCCUCUCCUGGCGACGUGGCAGUGGCAUCACCUCACCAGCCAGCGCAGCGUCGCGUUCAAACGCUGCGACACCCCGGGGCAUGACGAUGGACGAUGACGAUGACUUUGAUGACGGGGAAGGACGCUUGCCAACGCGUUACAGCAAGCGCGACAGCGACUACCACGACGCACUCGCCCGCUCUCUCGGGGCGAAGACGCUGGCUGAGCUUGAGCAGUGGUUGACAGGACAGCACAGCACGCCGUUUGCGACGCUCAGGAUCCGCCUUGAUGGCCUUGAGGUGCUGGUUCGCAACGGCGGCACAGAUUUGACGCGUCUUCAUCUCCCGCGCGGUGUCGAUGUCACCAUGGACACACUCAUCAGAGAUGGCCACCGCCAGUAUCUGUCCGUUCGCACGGGCGAUGUUGUGCUGCACCACUUUGCUCGCGACGCCCUGUCCAAACAGCAGCUCAACCAGCAGCAGCAGCGCAGUGCUCUGACGGACGUCACUCACCAGUACCUGCAUCAGAAACAGGAGGUGUGGCGUGAGGUUGGGCUCGUCAAGGCUGCGUGCAACGUGGUGGUGUUGGACAAGGCAGGCGCGCAGUGGCAAGAGGAAGCAAAGCAGCAGCUGGCGUUUCUUCGCUGCAUGGACAGGCAGUGCAUGCGCAUACCAACAGUGUGGACGCGGCGGGAGUGGCUGGUGCUGGCUGAUGGUGGUGAUGGCUCCGUUGACCGCCGCCGCCUUCAUCGCGUGCCCUCACACCGCAAACGCACACGCCGCGCGGGUGGUGGUGAUGAAGAUGGUGAUGGUGAUGGUGGCGAAGGCGUUGGUGGUGGCAUUGGUGUGGCCGAUGAUGGCGGUGAUGGUGACGAGAUCGACGGCAGGACAUUGGAUGGCAAGAAAGUGAAACUGAAGAAGAGACGAAAGAGGGAUGCAGACAAGAACUCGCAUGCAACAACAGCCAGUGCAGCCGCGCUUGGUGCUUGGACCGACAAGAACAAGCCUGCACUCAAGUCCAUGCCCACUCUUCCGCUUCGUGCAGCCGCCACCGCCAUGGCAAGCGGUAGCAGCCAACCACGCCACCACCACCACCGCCGCAUCAACCACGGCGGCGUUGGCGUUGGCGGUGGCGGUAGUACACCUGUGCGACGCGCAGCAACGGCACGGGCAGCGGUGGGACGACAACACAGCCGCGACCUCGGCAGUGGAGGGCGUGAUGCCCGUCACCGCCUGCGCAAGGCGACGAGUGAUGCGAGUGUCGGUGUUGCUGAUGACCGCUGGACGCCGCGCCUCACACGCGUGGACAUCGACGACCCGAACCAGUGGAGCGGCGAGAUGAUUGCAUCGCACCACCACACGAGCGACAGGCGCCCUUCGUCUGCGAGCUCGCGCCUCGUGCAUCUGCCACCGACAUCCGUUUCCGGCACCGGCUACCGCGCUGCGUGGCUCGGUACAUCCCGCUCGCAGAAGCCAACGCUCGACCUGCUUGCACACUCCGCGCCAGCUGCCCCCUCAACAGGCCGGCGCCUACGCAAGGCGGGGAGCCUGGAGCCUGCCAGCCUGUCUGCAAGCAUCAACGACGCAUUUCAGAACGAAGGAGAUGCCAACACACCAAAUGCAGGUGACUCUUUGACGCUUCCGCCAGCAGCAACAGCAGCGUCGUACGUGCGCCGGCCUGCCACCGCCAUGACCACGACGCCAACAACCGCAACAGCGCCGCUGAGCGGCAGCAGCGUGGGCGACGGCACGGAAAGCAUGUUUGGCGCGCUUAGCGGCGUUGGCGGCACGUUUGUCACCACGAGCGAAGACGAGUCGCUUCCCUUUGGCAGCAGCAGGCGAUCAUCCAUCAUCAGCCAGGCGCACGCACGCUCACCAUCGUCACGCCCGCACUCACGCUCCCUCCUCCGCCGCCGUGCAGACACGUUUGCUGCUGCGCCUCUCGCUACCAUCACGGAGGGCGCUGGCAGCAAUGCCGACGACGCGUCUGAUGAGGGAGAUGGUGAAGAGAACGGCAUUGGUGAUGGGAGUGAAUGCGGUAAGGCCGCCACCACAAACGUUGGUGGUGAGCGUGACGUGUGGAAUGAGCUUCUCUCCGGUAGUGGUGGCGGUGGUGGGCUGAGCGGCAGCGGGCGCGUUGACAGCACUGACAGUGGCGAUGACUCGUUCAUGGAUGCACAGGACGAGCUUCUGGUGAGCAGUGGCAGGCGCACGUCUGCGCAGUCUGACGGUGGCAUUGGCAGCGGUGGUAAUCAUGGUGAUGUUGAUCGUGCAGGACGCGACGAGGUGGGUGUUGGUGAGGAAGCUGAGGUCAGUGGUGGCAGGCGUCCUUUGAACACCAGUGCUGACGACGUUGAUGCCGACACCGUGAGCGUGGAUUCCUUCCAAUCUGCGCACUCACACCUCUCCUCAUCCGCACGGUCAUCCCCACCGCCACCACCGGCACCGCUGGCGUCCACAACAUCGACAACCUCAUCGUCGCAUUUGCGCCGGUCCGAGUCUGCUGUAUCGCAUGAUGUGGGCGCUUCACAUUCCACCUCUCAUCAGCAACAGCAGCAGGAACAACAACAACAACAACAACAACAACAACAACCACAGCAACAGCAGCAACGACAACAACAACCACAGCAACAGCAGCAACAACAACAACAACAACAACCACAGCAACAGCAGCAACAACAACCACAGCAGCAGCAGCAAGAGCAAGGACAAGAACAGCAAGGACAACCACAGCAACAGCAACAGCAGCAGCAGCAGCAGCAGCAGCCACAAGUGCAGCAAGAGCAAGGACAAGAACAGCAAGGGCAAGUGCAGCAAGGACGACAGCCGCCUUCACGGUCGUUGUCUGCUGGUGACAUUGCGCACAACGCAGUGACGUCAACAUCAGCAGCACGUGAACGAACAGACGCAUCAUCGGCGACACAGGCACAUGUGCCAGCACGCUCGUCUUCGCUCGGAUCCCUGACACGCAUGCGUGAACAGGUGGACACACAACAACCAACGCAAGAACACGCGAUGACGCGUGCGCACUCUACAUCGUCGUCUCUCAGCGACACCUCGCGACCGAUUCUGAGACGCCAGUCCUCAUUCACGUCCUCCUACACCCGACAGGGCCGCGCGCGUGCUCACCGCGAUGGCAGUGGUGACGGUGGUGACGAUGGUGACGAUGAUGGUACUGGUGCUGACGUUGGUCGCAGUGGUGGCGCAAGGCGCAUUGUGUCGUGGAGGGACUUGACAGAGAAUGCAGAUGCAACAACAGACACAGUUCCGCUGCAUCACGAUGACAACCACAGUGCUGAUGGUGAUGGUGAUGGUGAUGGUACGCUUGUUGAGAGCGAUGACACGGAUGUCACGCCGCUGAAUGGACGCGCUGUUGCCGAGGGCACCCUUUUCCAGGGCCUCACCCAUGCUGACAUUGUGGAGAUGCAAAGCAGUGGCCAUCGCUUCUCCCGAAUCCAGCCGCGUCGUCCUCUCGCCACGCCGCUGAUUGUCGAGCCAUUCGAUGCUGGCCUGAGCAGUACCAGCAGCAGCAGCAGCAGCAGCAGCAGCAGCAGCAGUAGUAGUGGCAGCGGCGAUGAGAGCGACCGCGCUGGCAGCGGUGGCACCGACGGCUCCAUGUUCCAGUCCUCGUUGAACGACCCCCAAUUUGCAUCAGGGCUGUACAGUGGUGGUCGUCACGUCAACGGCACCACCGCCACGCUAGAGCAGCAGCGUGCAAGCAAGAGCGAUGGUGACGCUGUUGUUGGUCGCCACCACGCAUACGACAGCAGUGCUGAUGGUGCAGGUGUGCACGGAAGGUUCAGUGCAGGCGAUGCUGUUGGUACGGCAGUGAAACGAGCGAGCAACGCACGUUCUGCAUCCCUGGCAGAGAAAGGCGAUAAUGGUAGCGAUGAUGGCGAUGGUGGUGAUGAUCGCAGAGCGCGACGCUUGAGCAGACGUGCACAGACAACGGGCGACGAGCAGCACGCAACCGUGACUGGUGCUGACACAACACGUGGUGUUGGUGACGAUGGUGAUGUUAACGAUGGCAGCGAGCGUGUGGCAGGUGCAUCGAAGCGGGAACAAAAGCGCCGACGGAAGAGAAAGCGGCGCCUGGCACUUGAAGAUUUUCUUCCUGUCUUUGACGUCGCUGUGCCGUCGUCACCAGCACGGCAUCUGCCGUCGUUCACCAUGCGCGCCCUCCGCGGCCAGCUGCCGGGUUUGCCGUACAUCCACGCGAAGCCGAAGCGAGGCAGUCGCAAACACACGCAGACGGCGGACGGUUGCGACGAUGGUGAUGGUCACACGAACGGCGCAGAUGCAUCGGCACCAGCGCACGAGAAGAAGAGGCACAGAGGUGAUGGUGUUGGCGCACAGGAGGGCAGUGCUGCUGGUGAUGAAUCUGCAACACACGUCACCCUGUCUACUGUUGGACCCGUUGAAAUUGUCGUCAGCCCACUCCUCAUGACGUCGUUGGAACGCAUCAUUGAGCGCGUGACGCAACAGCCAGAUGGAGACCCGGAAUUUGACCGCUGUCUCGACACCAUUCAGUUUGAUCUUAUGAACACCAUCAUGGGCCGUGAUGCGAUGAAGAUGAACCAAACGGCGCAACGGCCCGUCGUGGUUGUGGCGCACGUGCCCAUCAUCAAUCUUCGAUGCCUGCAAGCAAGUGCGCUGCACAUGCCACAACACCUCCAGCGCCGCGAUCGCCACGACUACCACCACCACCACCACCACCGCGAGCACCACCACCACCGGUCGUCACGCGGAGCAAGCCAGACGCAGCGCCAAUCGUCCCGUGAUUCGAAGGUCUCAAGCCAACACCAAGGCACACCCCACAAGCCGCGUCACACACGCCAUGCUCGUAACCACCAGCAACAUGCAAAGUAUGGGCGGGAGCAGCAGCACGAGAGCCACAGACCAUUCUCACACGCAAGAGACAACAACAGACCGCCAUCACCACGGUCCCCCCGUCCACAGUCGCGUGCUCGGCGACCAAAGUCGCGCGCAAAGGCAGAGCGGACAGCGUCGCUGAAGCGGCGCCCAACACGCAAGGAGGGCGUGCUGUUUGCCUGCAUGCAAGUUCGGGGUGUGUCUUUGAGCGUGGGCACGACAACGCACACGAAGCCAACCGCUGGCUUUGGCGUUGGUGGCGUGGAUGGACAGGCUGCCCAUGGCAUGGGUGCGAGCUACACGCACGUCAGCGCGAGCGCGAGUGCUGCUACCGGUGCUGGUGCUGGUGGGAGGCGAAUUGGGAAAGAUGGAAUCAAGCAGAAGCGCGGUCGACGAAAGGCGAGGGCAGACGCGGCGCCUGUUGGCACAGGUAACCUGGACACACGCACCGUUCACGAGACGAGCGCAACAUGGCAGCAGCAACACCAGCAGCAGCAGCAGGAAGGGUCGCUGUCACAGUCUGCACGGCAGAAGCAGCGGCAGCCGAAGCGAAGACAGUCGCGGCAGCAACGUCGGCAGCAACAGCAACAGCAACAGCAGCAAGAGGAAGAACAGCUGCGGCAAUCACAGCAGCGCCGCGGUAAUGGUAGCGGUGGGGCCGAACCCAACGCGCACGGGGGCGGAUACGAGCAUGGUGGUGGUGGUGGUGAUGGUGGCCAUGCAUUUGAUGAAAGCACAGCGACGGGUAUCGGCGUUGGAGAGGGCGCGGAGGACGAGUGGUUUCACCGCGGGGCCGUCUGUGUACGCGCGUCGUUCGAGGAAGUGCACGCGCAUUUGUACACAACGUCAUCGCUUGUGUCGCCGUUCAGGGGCAUUCAGCCCAAGAACGAGGUGUCCAACCUCACGCUGUCGCACCGACGCGGUUUCGCCACGCGCAUCGCCGAGGGCGUGGUGGACGGAUUCUCGACCACCGUGAGCCUGCAUGCAACGCAGAGAGACGCACGUGCAACGAGACGUGUACACGCACUCGUGAAGGUGCUCCUACACACCUCCGUCUGGCAGUGCACGCCCGCGCUGCUGUAUCUCAUGCCGUGUGCAGCAGUUCCGUGGCUGGCGCCCAGCCGUCACCUCAGCGCCGCGCUCGCCACAUCAAAGCGCCUGGCACGCUUCCACAGACAACUCAUUGUUCGACACUUGCUUGACAGAAUCUGCCAGGACGAUGCGGCUGUUGCUGAGAUUCCGGUUUUGAUCGAGCGCUCGCGACUCCUUGAGCACCUGGAACUACUUGGUCACGAACACGAUCCAAACUGGCAGCUGCUUGUCCACUUCCGCUCAUUCCUCAAAUCAGAAGGCGAAACGUCAAACGUGUGGGCGCAAUUGCGUAAUGAGCGCCGGUUGCUGAUGGAAGAUUUCCUGCUGGAGCGGGACCCGGUCAAGCUGUGGCCAGCGGUUGAGCGUGUGCCGAGCUGGUACGGUGUGAAUGGUCCUGACCACGCGUACAGAUCGCUGCUGCGUCUCAUUGGCAUCGCUGACCCCAAUCCGCUCGUCCCACUCGGUGAUGCGCCCCUCAAGGUCGACGUCGGCAUUGAACUCGACAGGGCUGUUGCAGGCAUCUGCUCACUGUCUUCUGCAUCUCUCGAUCUCGGAGCAUCCAUGCACGAAGCCAAGUUGCAUGUGGCAGGGCGAUACAACCCGGGCCACGUCACUGGCAACGGCGACAUCAGCCAGCCGCACAUCCGGGCGAAUGUGCUUGCUGCUGCGGGUGCAUCCGAGUUUACCGCACACGACGAUCUUGCGCGUGUGCUGAGUGAGCUGGACGAAACACUGCUUGCCCUCGCACAAUCACGCGAGCCGCUACCACCAUCUCGUCCAGCCGCGCCCCCGGUCAAGAUCACCCUCCCACACACGAUUAGCGGUGGCGAUGAUGGUGGUGAUGGCGGUGAUGGUGGUGAUGGUGAGGGCAGAAUGGCACAAGAGACGGUGAGCAGUGAUGUGCGCCAUCACCACGGACGCAGCAGUGGUGAGCAUGUGUUGAACCAGAACCAAUGGCGACGUGAGAGUGCUGUUGUGUCCAAUGCACACGUACCAGUCGAUCACAUCGCCACCACCCACGACAACGACAGCCUGCCACGUCGCAGUGGCAGUGGUGACCAGCAACCACCUCGGUCGCUGUCGUUUGCAGACACGCCCCCAUCCACAUCUGUCUCGCUCUCGCGUUCAUACGCACCUGGCAGCGCGCCCGACACGACACGCACGCACUCUGCUCGCCGCUCCGUCUCACUCAGCAUUCCCACACAGCACCAGCAGCAACAGCAACAGCAGCAACACCUGCAUGCGCAAGGCUCCAACCCCACCAUCACCCCAAACCGCACGCCCGCAUCCGCACGUGUGCGUGCGUAUUCACAGGGCCGGCGUUCGUUCCUUGGGCUUCGCUCCCUGGGGCGCGUGCGCAGUCUUCGUGGCAUGACAUCCAGCGAACGUGAUGAUGCGCAGGAUAAUGGCGAGUACAACAGCGGCGAGUUUGUGCUGCGAUCCACCAGCCGUGGGCGUGAUGUUGGUGAUUAUGAUGAUGAGAAUGGCAUCAGGAAUGACGAUGAUGAUGAUGGAGGUCGUGGUGGCAGGCGAGCGUCCAAGCGCACGCGUGGCAUCCGCAAGAAGCGAAAGCGAUCACGAACAAACACAACGCAGAGCAUUCUCCUGCCACCGCGCGAGCAAGUGCAUGCGGACAUGUACCCCGCUGGCGUUGAGCUUGCGCUGUCGGCGAAAGUGAGUGCACAGUCGACCAGCACAAAGAUAGCCGUUCGCUUGGCCACAUGCGCCGUGGAGACAACAACCGAUCCCAUUCACCUGGCAGGGUCCAUUGACACUGUUGGCAAGCGCCUGCUCAAGAGACACCACCGUCACCAACACCAGCAUGACCAACACGAACAACAGCAGCAACAACAGCAACAACAACAGCAGCAGAGACAGCGGCGCCCACGCACCCGGCAGCAGGCAGCAAACAACACACGCAGUGAAGACAACGACGAAGACCUCAGUGCCAGUGGCGGAAGAGGCACCAUCCCAUCGCCGUCGCUGGAUAUGCGGAGUGUGCUCGGCGAUCUGCAGUGUCGCUUUGCGCAGCAGUGGGUGGUGACGACGAAAUCACUGCGCGUGCGUGCGGGCCAACACCGGCGCUUUGGAUUGCUCAGUGUCCGGAUUUCUGGACCAUCUGUCCAGCUGAUGCGAAAUGCGGACAAGCGUGACCGCUUGCUUGCCCUGGAGCGACAGGGUGUGAUGAUCACAGCAGAUGGGUGCGACGUGGAGUUGAUUGAUCUUCCAGAAUGGCAUCGCCUGACAGACGGCAUUGACGCCGCAAUUGCGCUGGCAAACGCCGGGGCACCGUUGCCCGCAAGCAUUUCACAGGUGGCGGCUGCCCACUUUGCACCACGCACGCUCAUGCUGGCCACAUCGUCCUCACCAGCGGCAGCAACGCAGGACCGCGGCAACAUUGGUGGCGACGAUGCGAGCAAGGCGGGUAAUGGCCGUGACAUGUCUGCACCGUCAUCAGCCAACAACAACAACAACAACAACAACAACAACAACAACAACAACAGCAACACAGCCAGCGCUGAAGCUGUGCGUGGUGGCGGUGGUGGUAGUGAUGCAAUGAACACAUCACAUGCAAGCAGGCCGCUGUCGCACGCGUUCUCAAUUGGUGCGGGCAACUUUGGCCCUGUGCUAAUUACCCACACCUCUGACGACGACGACGACGACGAAGACGAUGGCACGGAUGGGGAUGGCGAUGAUGGUGACGACGACACCAGUGACAGUGCUGCCAGUGAAGAUGACAGCAUCGCGAGACACAGGCGCCACGCCGAUACCCACGAUCAAGACCGCAGCGGUGUGGCUCGAGCGCAACCACGGCAGCAGGGACUUUCGCACGCCCGAGCACACCACCAUGGCGAUGAUGUGGUGAUUGAACUUGGCAGUGUCCACGGGUCAGGGAGUGAUGGUGAUGAUGAUGAUGAUGAUGAUGACAGCGGAGAGAUUGCUGGUGCUGGACGUGGCGUUGUUGGCACCGACCAGGGCAUCCGUGAUCGCGAUGAUGAUGAUGUGAUUGUUCGCGGGUUUGAUGAGGAGCAUGACAUGCUCAGCCAUCAUGGCAAUGUGCAAGAGACGAUGUUUGCCACACGGUCAGCACCGGCUGUGCAGCAAGAGCAGCAAGAGCAGCAGCAGCAGCGCCGUGGAAGAACAGAGUGGCUGGAGGAUGACAACAGGACAAGUUCCGACUUUGGGCUACGGAGAACGGCACACGGCGCUUCGCCACGAUCACAGGAUGGGCCUGGUCAUGAUGAAAGCAACAGCGCUGCCCGUCGUGGUACACAAAAUGUCAACACGGAUCAGCAACAACCGCACGAACCGCAACAGCAGCAUCAGCAACAAGGGCAACAGCAACAAGGGCAACAGCACGCUUGGCAUGACGACAAGCAAGAAGAGCAGCAACCAGAACACGGUCAGUCCACCAGCCCGCAAUUGCCUGCUGCUGCGAGUCCAGUGCUCACCACUGUGGCGCUCGCCGUGAGCAACUUCAGCGUGAGGGCGCAAGGCGUGGAAGACCUCUCGUACAAGAUUGCGUCUAUCCUUGCGAGUGCGACGACAGACACGAGCGACACUGCAAACGAAUGGGACAUGACGCUUCACAUUGCAGAGCAGCAUCUUCAAGUUGCUGGCUCAAUGGCUGUCGGCGACACUAUGCCUUCAGCUACCGGUGUGGACAGCGGUGGUCGUCACCGAGGUCUGGAACCAUCGCCAUCCUCGACAGUGUCAAUGCUCGUCGGCAGUGUUGCGCAGGCAACAACCCGCGCCCAGCAGCGAGACAGCGACAGCAGACGCGCCAGCAAAGACAGUGCAGAGUUUGCGCGUGCGAGUGCUGCCAAGCAGCAGCAGCAGCGGCGGCGCGCACGUACCAGGUUUGCCACGCGCCCGUCGCCGUCGUGGUCGUCGUCGUCAUCAUCAUCGUCAUCGGGUGAUGAAGAGGACGAACGAAUUUGGGUUGAGAUGAAGCAGCCAUCCAUAUCCCUGCCCGAAAUUAUCAUCAAGGCGUCCAUUUCCAAACAGCAAAGGAAGCAGCAGCAUCAGGAAGAGGAAGAAGGACAAGGGGGGCAUGAGCAGAAGCAACAAGAGCAGCACAGGCAAGAACAGCAACAGCAACAACAGCAACACCAAGAACAUCAACAGCAACAGCAGCAACAGCAACAGCAGGAAGGCGCAGUGCAGUUGUCUCGUGCAGCCAAUUUGCAUGUGUGGGUGCGGCGAACGGUGGUUGCCGUUCCCCUCAUCUCACAGAUGAAAGGCCUGGCGAGUGAGCGAGACGAGCUGCAUGCACAGCUGCAGGCCGUGCUGGUGGAUGUGCUGAGUGCGUGGUCACAACUGCUGCGGCGGCGGCAAGAGGUGAAAGAGGAGCGAGAACGGGAAAAUGGCGGCAGCGGUGGUGGUGGUCGUCGUCAGCAAACGAGCAGGUCACAGAGCAAACGCGAGGAAGACUUGCACCACGACAGCAGCAGUGGUGGUGGUGAUGCCGAUGGUGACAGCGCGUUGGAUUGGCAGGUGGUGGUUGAAUCUGAAGGCGUUGAGUUGACGGCACUGACACGAACGACAUUUGUUACAUUCGACACGGGCGCAUUUUCCAUCGAGGCAGACACCCAGCGUGAGACAAUUGGCAAGGUGCUUGGUGUGCACCUUGAAAUGGCAUCACCGUCCAUCGUGUGUGGCAGCCUGGCUCAGCGCCGCGCCCACCAGACUGGCAAGGUCGCUCACCUCAAGGGCUCGUUUGCUGUCAUCGCAAAGUACAGCCUGUCAUCCGCUGGCUUUCCAUCCACCGGCACCGCUCCCACGACCACCACGUCCACAUCCAGAGGUCAACGCCGAUCCCAGGACUUUGCCAGUCCGCGCCUGCUUCUCCGCGUUGCACUCAUCAACAACACCAUCUACGUUCCGCCAAGCGCCAUCAACCACUUCCUCUGGUUUGUGGUGGACACGAAAUCCACCGCUGCGCUCUGGAAGGGCGCCAUUGAGGCCGAGCUGCCUGAAUUGGCCACUGCUGGCGCGGCGGCACAACAAUCGGGCGCCAGUGCCGGUGGCGGUCUCGCUGCCAUCAUUGGGCUGAAGUUGCAUGUGCAGGUGGAGGUGAAACACGUGGACUUGACGCUGCCGCUCGUCGAGUCAAGCAUGAGCUCUCUGGCCGCCAGCCCAAAGUUCACCAGCUUUGCCAUUGUUCGCCUUGCUGCAUUCUCCGCCAUCGUCGGCAAUGUUGAGCGUGGGCGGGUGCGGAUGAGGCGGCUUCGCUGUUUCUUCGCGCACGAGACAGACCCACAGGCCCAGAACAAUCCAAAGUAUCUGGAGCAUCGGUCCACCAACUCCGUGCACGUUGCGUUUGGCGAGCUGCGCCUCUUUACGAAAUCAUUUGCCAGUCCACAUUCCGGGGUGCGCGGGGCAUUCCAGGUUGCGGCGCGAAUGCGUUUGAGUGGACUGAAACUUCGCAUCGACCCAGAUCUCGGCAAAUUUGUCGCCAUCACCAACGCCGUUCUCAACGAUGUGUUUCUGCCGAUGGACCGACAUCGGGAGCUGCUGUACAUCUUGGGCUCGUCGUCGCAGGAGCCGGAUCUUGUCAUCCUCGCUGCCAUGCUCAAGCGCCAGGAACGCGUUCUGCAGACACUCGCACACACAAAGACGCGGCCUGAGGUUGGAAGACUGAUGCUAGAGCAGUUGCAGCAGACGGCGCAGCGACUGGCAGAGUGUCUUGGACUGCACGACGAAGGUGACGAUGAACAACAACAACAACAACAGCAGCAGCAGCAGCAGAAUGGUGGGAAUGGGUUGCGCGGUCGAAUUGAGUUUGAUGGAAAUGGUGAUGAUGCCGUUUCUGUCGUCAGCGCUUCAUCGCAGGGCGGGUCAAGUGCCCUCUCACGGCCGGGGCAGCGGUCAGCGCUGUCGCAAUUUCUCUUCAACGCGGACAUCAACAUCGCCAUCACGGACAGCAAAGUGUACUGCUGCCUCCCCAGCACCAACAAGCACGCCAGCCCGCGCCCAAGUGCAGUCGCACACGCAGAACCAAACGAUGCGCCUGCGUUGAAGAUUCAGCGUUUUCCUCUUCCCGGCUGUUCCCUCCGCCUCUCCUAUCGCUCCUUCCAAUUCCGCACGCAGACACACCAGUUUGAAGAACAACAACCAAAGCUGUUUGCUGCUGUCACCAUUGGUGACGUGCACACUGGAGACGCGAAGGAAUCGGGGGCGAACGAUCAAGAGAAACCGAAAGCGGAUGGCAGCGCACAGCAGGCUGUGGUGAUUUACCCGUACUUUCUUGCGUUUCUUGAGGCAACACACGCCUCGUUCGUACGUAAGCAGCGUGGGCUGCUCAUCGCGACACCACAAUAUGCUGAAGCCGCUGAAGUUGCUUCGCUGGAUGAGCGCCUGUGGCGGCAUUUGGACGUCAGCCUCAGCUUGCACACAUCGCGCGCAACGCUGUGCCUCUCCUGCUACCCGCGCUAUCACGUGGACUGCACCAUCAGCGUACCGCCCCUCGACAUGCAUCUGUCGUCGUACGCAUCGACAGGGUGCCACCCAUCCCCACUCGUGCGUCAUACGCGCAUCACCAGCGUUGCGUGCCGCCUGCGCAGCUUGUCGCUGAGCGUCCACAGCACGCGGCAGUGGGCAGGUCGGACCGCUCGUCCGGCGUUUGCACUCAACGUGGACACCGCCGCCGUCCAGGUCUCAAAGCGAUUCGCACUCGCACAGGUGAAGGAGAGGACGUUUUCGAUUGUUGCAGAGGCCGGGGCAAUCACGGCAAACUACGACACGACGCAGCUGAACGAGGCACGAACUUGUUGUAUUGGCGUGUUGUCGUUCCGGCAGUGCUGGUUCUCCGAUUACGCGCUGGAUCGCAUGCUGUUCGCCCGUUACGCCGCAACAACAAGCGAUGCUGGCGCAGGUGAUGGUGGUGCAGCGGGCGGCGCAAAGCACAGCGGGGACGAAGACAACAGCUACACGUCCAUGAUGAUGCUGCUGCGAGCACGAUCGGUGGAAGUCGCCGUCAACCUCGGAAUGAUCAUUGGCGAGAUCACGGCGGGCACGUACGAUCUGUGUUACGACAGCUUCAUCUUCGCUGGGUUUGCAGCAGCGCCAGAGGACCCAGAAGCGAUUGUCGCUGUACCAAAGACAAACACAUCCGCUCUGUCGUUUAGUUCCAUUGGUCUGCAGUCCACUGGCGAAAAGGCCAUUGUGAACGUGAACAUGCGUCUCAACGACUGCACUUUCGGCCUGUCGACAAUCACCCCACCCCUCUCUUCCGUCAUGGACGACUGGACCGAAAAUCCGCCGCUUCUCAACUACAUGGCGCGCAUCAGCACGGUGAGCGGGUGCGUUCAGUACGAUGAGCCCGUGAUUCUUCGCCUCAACGCCCAAACCAUCGACAUUUCAACCGCAAACGGACCAGAACACGUGAGCAUGUUGGUGGCCGCGGAUGUGCUGGGUGUGUAUGUGAGCCAGGACACCUACCCAUACCUCACAACCAUCUUCAAGCGCCUUGAGGCGACGUUGGCAGCGCAGCAGCGUGGAUUCUUGCAGACGCUGACGAGUGGCGAUGGUACGCACGCACACGAAACAGCAACGGCUGCAGCUGCAGUUAAGGCGGCGGCAGCAGCCAAGGCGAAGAGAAACAGGAAGAAGCACUCCAAGACAAGCGGGGACAACGUGAGAGGGAAUGCGAAUGUGGGUGCAGAGAGACGAAACAGUGGUGGCCAUGUGUCGCCGCGAGCACGGCGCUCUCGGCCGAACCGUAACACCAGCGGUGGUGGUGGUGGUGGUGGUGGUGGUACAAUCUUGUCACCACCAUUGUCAUCCCCGACAGCGACAAUGAGUGUGCUGGAGGACGCGAGACGACAGGUGCGGCGGUUGUGGACAUCCCGCGAACACAUACGCGCGGAUGGAGCACACCGCGGCCAUACACGUGAACACGCGAGCCGCAGUGGCGACGUGACUGGCAGUGAUGAUCACGAUCACGAUCAUGUUGACGUUGACGUUGAUGUUGUUGAUGUUGAUGUUGAUGUUGAUGAUGAUGUUGAUGAUGACGACGUAGAUGGCGUGAUGACAACACCCCCAACGUCACCGCUGCUGCCGCCAGAGGUGCAGGAGUACGAGAGCAAGUUUGCGCUGAACGUUGGUAGGAUCACGCUUGUUGUGUUCAAGACGAGCUUCAAGGACAGCACGUGGGCGGAGUUGGGGGCAGAGGACAUUGCGCUGCUGUUCACGAGUAUGGACGCGUGUGAUGACGUCACCGGCGACAAAACGGCCUUGCAGAAACUGACGGUGAAGAUUGGAAUGGCUGAACCACGGACCUCUGGUGGCCAUGGCGGUGAUGUCGAUGAUGGUGAUGACAGCGGUGGUGGUGGUGGUGGCGACAAGACUGCCGCCGCGUCGGCACGCAAGGCGCCCACCACCAAGAUGAACACGGCCUGGGGCAGCAGCUCUCCUGCUGCUGAUGGCGGUGGUGAUGGUGACACGAGGCGUCGUGGCGGUGUUUCAGGUGGACGACUGGUGCUCGCACAGGUCUCGCGCACCGCAGCAAGCAAGAGCAAGCGGGUGCCACCAACAUCGGACGAGUGGAUUUCGCACUUCAGCGACGACAAAAACAGGAGCCCAGCCAUCAUCCUCUCCCUGCCAAGGUCACGGGUUGCGUUUGUUGCAGACGUGGACUAUUCCUCGCGCGUGGUGCAGACGUCGUUCCUCGCCGACCCGCCUGUGCUCGGGGUGUCGCUCAACGGGCAACACUAUGUCUUCCUUCUCGAGGUGUAUCGUGCCUGCAAGCAACGCAUUAUGCGGUGCACAGGUGCAGAUGCACCCAAACCGCCUGCCGCUGAUGCAGUCGCCUCCAAGCGCAGUGACACUGAUGGUGGUGACCAUGAUGACGAGGAGGACGAUGAUGGCAGUGAUGGAAGCAGACGCAUUGGCAAUGGUGGUGCUGGCGAUGGUGGUGCAAAGAGCCAGCGGGCUGCAGAGUGGCAGUUUGUGUGUAUGCGGCGGCCAGAGGCGGACGUCGAGCAACAGCAGAAGACGAAACCCAAGAAGAAGGACAGGCCAGAGCACGGCGCGCACUGCCAGUUUAUGAUCAACCCGCAGAUACGUGCGUCAAGUACCGGCAGCAUCUCAGUGCCAAGCGUGGAGUGGCUGCUGCGCACACUUCUACACGUGAAGGAACCGCACGUCGCCAUCACAGGCAUCAUGUUUGAGGGCGUGAACACCCCGCUCGCCGCGCUGCUGGCGAAAGUGCGCGCGCGGCUGGUGGCAGCCGAGAGGAAGCAGGUGCAGUACGCAGCCGUUGUUGAUGGCGAUGAUCGCGGUGGUGGUGACGGUGGUGGAGGCGGUGAUGGCGAGUGGGACGUGUAA
This is a messenger RNA of Salpingoeca rosetta, 20289 nucleotides long. RefSeq lists its product as uncharacterized. Gene Ontology annotation, cellular component: membrane. Gene Ontology annotation, biological process: fermentation. The transcript has 63 exons. The record is from RefSeq and is a predicted model, not a curated record. Bases 244 to 20289 code for a protein of 6681 amino acids. Lineage: Eukaryota; Choanoflagellata; Craspedida; Salpingoecidae.